Molecule: messenger RNA, 624 nt
Organism: Neurospora crassa OR74A
Lineage: Eukaryota; Fungi; Ascomycota; Sordariomycetes; Sordariales; Sordariaceae
Exons: 2
Coding region: 1-624 (207 amino acids)
Source: RefSeq, a predicted model, not a curated record
AUGUCUCAACAGAAACUCGAAUCACCUGUAUUGAGUCUGCCCAUCCGACGUGAAAGUGGUAUCGAAGGAGUGCGUCAUCGCAUUCAGGAGAGAAACACAGGGUGGGGAAGACGAAGUAGGACGGACAAGACGCGAUGGACGAAGAGGCAGAAUGAGCAGAAAAUGGAUGUUACUCGGGAGAUAGGGAGCAAUAGGGAGGAACAAGGCUGGGCCAGAUGGACUGGCCAGGUAACUAAGUACUUCCGUAUUUUCCAUUUGUUACCUGCGGAAAGAAGGAACACUAAUUUUGGAAGGAACCGCCUGUUUCAUAUUGAUGUUCCAGGAAUUGUCAUCAGCAUGAGUCAUUGUCGUCUUAACUCUGGAAGGCAUGACAGACAGACAGCUACCCUCGGAAGUACCCUCAAGAUGAGCGACUUCACCACAUCUCAAUGGUACGACGCCCACAGUGACCACAUACCUCACGAAAUCCGGAAACGCUUCCCUCAACCCAUGAUACGAGGCCUAGAUGGCCGCCCCGUCGCUGCUAGACUCAUCGUCUCACCCCAGCCUAGAGCCGUCUCCGGUGGGCUGAUCGAGUAUGCUGCUGUUAUUGCCGUCAACCCACGACCAGACCCGGCGCUCUAG